Stereum hirsutum FP-91666 SS1 is the source of this 2916-nucleotide messenger RNA. RefSeq lists its product as uncharacterized. Gene Ontology annotation, molecular function: crossover junction DNA endonuclease activity; 5'-flap endonuclease activity. The record is from RefSeq and is a predicted model, not a curated record. Bases 1 to 2859 code for a protein of 952 amino acids. The transcript is spliced from 6 exons. Lineage: Eukaryota; Fungi; Basidiomycota; Agaricomycetes; Russulales; Stereaceae.
AUGGGCGUUCCAGGGCUUUGGGAUGUCGUGCAUCCCGCUGGCCGGACUCGUUCCAUGACCCAGGUCGCGACGGAGGCAUUCGUCGAAAACAGAGGAGGGAAACGAGGAUAUCGCAUAGGAAUUGAUGCAUCCAUUUGGUAUCACCACGCGUCGUUCAGCAAAAAAGGGGAAAGCCCAGAGCUUCGAUUCCUCUUCUUCAAAUUGUGCAGACUUACCAGACUGCCUCUUAUUCCACUCUUCGUUUUCGAUGGCUGUGAGCGUCCGAAAGUCAAGCGAGGAAGCCGUAUGGGAAAGGCUGGUUCCCAUGCUCUAACUGCUGGGUUCAAGAAGCUGUUGGAACUUUUUGGAAUGGAGUGGCGAAUGGCUCUGGGAGAGGCCGAAGCCGAACUGGCGUGGCUGAACCGACAGGGCGUCAUCGACGCGAUCAUCAGCGACGACGUCGAUGCUAUCGUUUUCGGUGCGGUUAAUACCAUGAAGAACUCAGGCCUUCUUCUUAGUGGCAAUAAGUCCAAACCAGCGCUAGAUUCGAACGGCAAGCGAAGUGCCAGUCAUGUCUGGAGUUACAACGCAGAUGAUAUUCAAAGAAAUCCUAAUGUCGAUCUCUCGAGGGCUGGAUUGGUCCUCAUUGCUUUAUUAUCGGGCGGAGACUACUCUGGGGGUGUCUCGAAGAUUGGGCCCACCGUCGCUCAUGGAUUGGCACGUUGUGGUUUCGGAGAGGAUCUCAUGCGCAUCUAUGAACAGCGUGGGAUUCAAGACAUCAAGCCUUUACUUUCGGUAUGGCGGGAUCGAGCCAACCAGGAGCUGCAAACCAACGCUAGUGGAUUCCUCUCCCGCAGAUCGAAUACUCUCGUUCCCAUCGAUUUUCCGGACUUCAAGAUCAUGGAAAACUACGUCAACCCCGUCACCACCGAACGGCAGAGGCGCCCAGGCGGUGGGACUAUCCGAGAUAGCAAGGUCAUGAGUCUCCCUCGCCUAGCAGCCUUCUGCGAACGCCACUUCGGGGAUUGGGGCUACGAGGACGAGAUUGUCAAGAGGUUUCGAACGCUUCUAUGGGAAUCGGUCCUCAUAUUUCUUCUCCGACAUGCGGCAAUUGAGGCUGACGAACGACAGAAGAGGCGUGGUGUGGUCGUUACGCCCUACGAAGUUGGUACACCUCUAUCCUUUAUUCGCCGGCACUUAGAGAGUUCCAAGACGGACGCAAACGACCGCAUCGCUGCUGCCUUCGUCAACCAAGGUUCCCAACCGGACCCUCUGGCUAACGAGGUGGACGAAGACAAGAACCCACUUCGAAUGCAGAUCGUCGCCUCGCGACAGCAUGUAUCCACGGACCAUACUCUCGAAUAUCGCGUGGAGUUCACUCCAUCCAUCUUCGUCGAGAUGACUCGCAAGGCAUGCAAACUCAAAGCGCCAACAUGUCCUAACAAUCAUACUCCAGCAGUCGAAGACGAAUGGAACGUCAUGUUCGACGGUCCUGCACAGACCAAGAAAAAAGACCCCAAGACACCAGGUCCUGCUCCGGACAGCGCCGUGCGAAUGUGGGUCCCCGGCGUUAUCAUGGAGACUGUCCACCCGAGUCUGGUUGAGGCUGCGAAGAAAUCGGGCACCUGGAAGGGAAAGGGCCGGGCUCCUACACAGCCGAUGGACCAUCUCGACGACGAUUCAGAGGAAGAAGAUGACACAACGCUUCUCGGUGAUACGCCUAGGUCGAACGAUAGUCACGGAGGGAAAGACUUCCGAGCACAAAUUAUCUCGCCUUCCGUUACUCCCGUCGCUGCCUCCGAUCGUGUGGUACCGCCCCAUACUUUCGUGGAUCCUCGCCCGAAUCAGGUUGGCUCAAGCGCUUCGACCUUGAACGUUGCCGCCCAUUCUGGCCAAGCGGUUCUCGGUCAAUCUGACCCAGCGAGGCCGCCGUCUGGACUCUCUAUCUGGUUCCCGAAUCCGGAUGAUCCUGACAUGCUAGUGUUAGAAGAUGGUCUUGAGCUUCCUCCUGUUGCUCAACCGCCACCCAGGCCUACAGCAUCCACCGGGCCGUCUCGUGAAAGAGUGCAGUCUCUUGAAGGCCAACCGCGCGACAUCUGGGAUGAUGCCUAUAACAAGACGAUGCCAAUCGCUUUAGGCUCCUCUCAAUCUCGCAGGGCCGGUCCUCCCAAGAAAACCCCAACCCGCAAAACAACUUCGUCAUCACAAUCCCAGCGUGUGGUUCAACCAGAACAACGCGCUCCUCAGCCUGCCCCCGACUUCGCCGCGCUCUUCGCUGACGAGGAUCCUGUUCAAUCUUCUGGGCGUCAUGCAUCCGACGACGCUUCCAAUCAGGUCUUCGCGCCACGGUCGCAGAGGCUGACUGCUCCAGCUCCGAAGAGGAACCCUCCGUCGCCACCCCGUCCACAGUCGCAACGCGUUGAUCCACCACGCCGUCCCCAACGACAUGCCGAGCCAGUCCCUCCGUCUGAAGACGAUGACUCCGAUGGGCCACAAAACAUAAUGGAUAUCAUCUUCCAGCAGACCUGCUUUCCAGGUUCCAAAAAAGCCAAAAGAGGUCCUGUCAAGAGGCCUGCCACCGGUUCCCCAAUGACGCGUAGGGAUACCCUCAAUAAACCCGCCAAACGGCCGAGGACCCAGGAGUCAGGUCCUGUCGCAGGAACCUCCACUGCCAGACGACCGAGACCUCCACAGCCUGUUCAUCGUGCUCCGCCUGCCAUGGACGACGCGGAUGUUAUCGAGAUUGAGAGCGACGAUGACGAGACUGUCCCGAAACCUACGCAACGAGCAUCUGGCCCUGCUAACAUUCAGCCAAGACACGCUAGACGAUUCCCUGAAACCGGUCCUUCUUCUGACGACGAUGUUAUAGACCUGACUUAGAUGCCCAUAAUCUUGCUAACCCAUUGCCAUUUAUUUGUAUGUAUACAUUUCGCCUUU